ACUCAGGCCGCCCGGAAAAAAAAAAGAAGGAAAAAAAAAAAAAACUGAUCAUGUGAACACUAUCCCUUCUUAAGCUUCACUUCAUGCUUUUUUCCAUCCGAAAUAUUCAUUGUCUCAAGUGACUGGAAGACUUGAACAUGUGAAAAAGCCUUAUUGACAAUAUUAUAAAGAUGCGAGAAUAUGAAGGUAUUGGCCAAAUAGUGAAUUCUAUGGUCGCUUUAUCAUGUUUUCUCCUAUUUGAUAUCCUCUAGAUCUGUAUAAUAAACGGAUGACCUCUUAGCAAGUUGUGAGUUACUGGAUUUUAAGAUCCAUGAUGCGUUUGACUUGCUUUCUUUUUGUGAUUGACUUUAAGUAUUUGCUAAGCUAGCGCUAGAGUGCUUGAAUAAUCUGUUGGGUCAGUUUCCAAUUCCAUAUUAUGUCAAGAGAUUUUGUGGAUCUAGUUAUUCAUAUCUUUGAUCACCAUUUUUCUUUUCAAAUCAAUGAUUAGUCCAUAUCUCCUCCAUGAUUAACUUUCCAGUUCUUAUCACAAUUUCGGUUCUCAUGCUGUGGCUCUAUGAACAUCUUUUACUUGAGCUGCAAAUGUCAGGUUAUUUCUUAAUCUGAAACUAGUCAGGCAUUGUUUGUGUCAGUAGUUUGGUUUUUCUUCCUGAUAUUUCUGGUUUAAGGAUAUAUGAAAGCACUCAAUAUCCUCAGUUCAGAAAAUACAGGAAUGCCAAAACUGAAUGGUGCUGCAAAGUAUGCAAUAUGGAGAAGAGCUUACUGCACAAUCUUGAUACUGGGUGCUCUGGCCCUUCUCUCUGUUGCUAGCUUGUCUAAAUUCUUUAUCUCUAAAUCCUUUCUUGACCCUGAAUCUCUAUGCAACCAUUUGAAUCCUGAGGAGUCAAAAGAAAUUCGAGGCAAUGCGAUUAUAAUGGCUCAAAAUGUAAUUCAGAAAAUUCAACAAGAAUUGGAGAGCUUAAGAGAUGCAGAGUCAGAUACAGCUCCUGUUACAGAAAUGAGUGCGUUUCUUGCUGAUAUUUUAGGACUCUUGGAAUCCAUGGGGGCAUCUCUUUCAGAUGAUAUAGGGACUGAUCAGCAUAAAAUCAGUGCUGCCAAUUCUCAUCCACUUUUGAAAGCAAAGAAACGAUCUGAUGAGCCGGCUGAUUACUUCCUCCGGGAGGAGAUUCGCAAGUAUGUGAAGAUCAAGCCUAAUAGGUUGAGAAAACAGAAUUUCAUGGGGGCUAAUGGAACUUUCACUAGUAUUGGCCAUGCUUGCUUUGCCAUGAAGGAAGAGCUUGAGGAAUACAUGAAUUAUGACAUAGGUGAAAUCUGCAAUGAUGACUGGAAACUAGCUCAAAAGCUCAUGGUUCAUGGCUGUGAUCCUCUCCCAAGGAGAAGAUGCCUUGCAAGAGCACCUCGGCUAUACAUGCAGCCAUUCCCAAUCAAUGAGUCCGUCUGGAAACUCCCGGAUGAUAGAAAUGUUCGGUGGAGUCAGUACCGGUGCAAGAACUUUGCUUGCCUUGCCGGGAACAACACUCGCAAGGGAUUCUUCAAGUGCUCAGAUUGCUUCAACCUCACUCAUCAUGAAAUGCCCAGAUGGGUAACAUUGGAUCUCAAUUCUGAAAAUCAGACUUCUGAUUUCCUAAUAUCUGACGUGCUUCAGAUCAAGCCUGGAGAGAUCAGAAUAGGAUUGGACUUCAGCGUUGGAACUGGUACUUUUGCUGCUAGGAUGAAAGAACACAAUGUGACUAUAGUUUCUGCAACUAUCAACCUAGGAGCACCCUUCAAUGAAAUGAUAGCUCUCAGAGGGCUUGUUCCUCUAUACUUGAGUAUAAAUCAACGGCUUCCAUUCUUCGAUAACACCCUCGAUUUGAUUCACACAACAAGGUUUCUGGAUGGGUGGAUUGAUUUUGUGCUGCUGGAUUUUGUUCUGUAUGACUGGGACAGGGUUCUGAGGCCAGGUGGAUUGUUGUGGAUUGACAGCUUCUUCUGUAUGAAGGAGGAUUUGGAUGAUUACUUGGAGGCUUUCAAGAUGCUGAGGUACAAGAAACGAAAAUGGGUAGUUGUUCCCAAGCUUGAUAAAGGUGAUCAAGAGGUCUUCUUUUCUGCUGUCUUAGAGAAGCCUCCUAGACCAUUCUGAUAAUCUCACAGCAAGAUUUGAGGUUCUUUUUGCUAAUAAUGAUAAGCCUCCUAGGUAUAAUUUUUGUGAUUACUGAUAAUUAAGUUCU
Molecule: messenger RNA, 2207 nt
Organism: Prosopis cineraria
Lineage: Eukaryota; Viridiplantae; Streptophyta; Magnoliopsida; Fabales; Fabaceae
Product: probable methyltransferase At1g29790
Exons: 2
Coding region: 671-2119 (482 amino acids)
Molecular function (GO): methyltransferase activity
Source: RefSeq, a predicted model, not a curated record